CACCUGGGUUUUAUAUAUAUUUAAAGAAUUUCUGUCUGCAUUUUCCUCUAAUGGAACCUUCUGUGAUCCAUUACAUUUAGUUUUAUAGAAAAACCCAAGAAUAUAAUUAAUUAACAGCAAGUGAAAAAUUUUGCAAAAAUAGAUUUUUUAAAAAACCCAUCAUGGCCGGAAAAAAGCUCAUGGGCUGUCUCCAAAGAGUAAACAUGAUACAGGGAUUCUCAAGAUCGCAUUCAACUUCUACCUAUGUUGAUAGAAUUGGAAAUCGCGAAGUUGUUGGAUUCGGCUUGAAUGGAACAGAAUGUUACAUUGAUCGAUUUGACCGUCCAAUGCCCGCCAUAAGAUUUAAGGAGAAUACUCCCGACGUUAUGGCUCUGAGGGAGAAAGAGAAAGGCGAUUGGAAGAAACUUUCAGUGAAUGAGAAGAAAGAACUUUAUAGAGCAAGCUUUUGUCAAACUAUGGCUGAAAUGGAUGCCCCCACUGGACAAUGGAAAUCUAUUCUUGGUCUAACGGCCCUUGGAGUCAGUAUGGGACUCUGGCUAUUUAUUUACUUUAGAUUGUUUGUUUAUCCACCAUUGCCUGAAUCAUUCAGAGAAGAGAAUAGGCUUGCACAAAUGAAGCGUAUGUUGGCAAUUGAAAUGAAUCCAAUUGAAGGAAUCAGUUCUGCGAAAAAUAGAGUGAAAUUAGGGUUGGACCCAUACCCAAAAUAAAUAAACAUUUUACUAAAAUUCAAUGCAUUCUCGUAGAAAUCACAAAUUGUAAUAAAAAUAUGUAAAAAAAAUAAAAUAUUAAAAUUAAAAUCACAAUAAAUAUUUGUAAAAUUAA
Molecule: messenger RNA, 822 nt
Organism: Leptopilina heterotoma
Lineage: Eukaryota; Metazoa; Arthropoda; Insecta; Hymenoptera; Figitidae
Product: cytochrome c oxidase subunit 4 isoform 1, mitochondrial-like
Exons: 4
Coding region: 162-707 (181 amino acids)
Biological process (GO): mitochondrial electron transport, cytochrome c to oxygen
Source: RefSeq, a predicted model, not a curated record